AUGCAUAUACCUGAUGAACCAAGUAACAGUCUAUUGGUGAAUCCUCUCAUAUAUGAAGAACUCUCAUAUGAUCGGCAACUGUUAAAGGAAGAACAUGACCUAUUGGUGGGAAACUUAACUGAUGAGCAGUUACUGAUAUACAAUAAAGUCAUGUAUGAUGUGGAUACCAAUAAAGGUGGGCUCUUCUUUGUCUAUGGAUAUGGUGGCACGGGGAAAACAUUUUUAUGGAAGACACUAUCAGCUGCUUUACGGUCAAGGGGAGAGAUUGUACUGAAUGUUGCAUCCAGUGGUAUAGCUUCACUAUUGCUACCAGGUGGUAGGACUGCUCACUCAAGGUUUGCAAUACCUAUUUCUAUAAAUGAAGACUCGACAUGCAACAUCAAGCAAGGUAGUCCAUUAGCUGAACUCAUUAUCAAAGCAAAGCUAAUAAUUUGGGAUGAAGCUCCUAUGAUGCACAAACAUUGUUUUGAAGCAUUAGAUAAAACAAUGAGAGACAUCCUCAGGUUCUCUGAUUCUUUAAGCUGUAACAAGACCUUUGGUGGUAAAACAGUGGUUUUAGGUGGUGAUUUCAGGCAUAUUCUACCAGUUAUUCCAAAAGGGACAAGACAGGACAUUGUCCAAGCCAGUAUAAAUUCUUCAUAUCUGUGGACUAAUUGUCAAGUCCUGCGUCUUACAAAGAAUCUAAGACUGCGUAGUGUUACGGCUGAAGGAGAGAUAGAGAAAUUAGAUGCAUUUGCAAAAUGGAUUGCGGACUUAGGUGAUGGAAAGCUUGGUGGUAAUACCGAGGAUGAUUGCAAUAUCAAUAUUCCUUCACAGUUUCUAUUGCAAAACAGAGGAGAUCCUAUCAAACAAAUUGUUGACGAAACAUUUCCGACAUUUGGUACGGGUGUUAUAGAUCCUGAACAGUUGAAGAGUAGAGCUAUUUUGGCACCAACAUUAGAUGUUGUGGAUCAAUUUAAAGUGUUCUGGUGUACCAAACCAUUCCUUAGAAUUAAAGGUUGGAUCUCCAAUAAUGUUGUUGAGGAAUAUCGACCAUUCGAUUGGUCUUUGUAA
This is a messenger RNA of Ipomoea triloba (trilobed morning glory), 1053 nucleotides long. Its product is annotated as ATP-dependent DNA helicase PIF2-like. Lineage: Eukaryota; Viridiplantae; Streptophyta; Magnoliopsida; Solanales; Convolvulaceae. Bases 1 to 1053 code for a protein of 350 amino acids. Gene Ontology annotation, biological process: telomere maintenance; DNA repair. The record is from RefSeq and is a predicted model, not a curated record. Gene Ontology annotation, molecular function: DNA helicase activity. The transcript has 2 exons.